AUGGAUAAUACUACUCAACCAACGCAACAAGCUACACAGGCAACUCAGCGAUACCUGAUCGAGAAGUUUUCACAGGAGCAGAUCGAUGAUAACAUUGUUUGCAGGGUUAUAUGUACCACUGGUCAGAUUCCUAUCAGGGAUCUCCGAGCUGAUGUAAAUGAUAUUAUUAAUGAGAAAGAGUCAAUUAAAAAAGUGUGGUCAUUUGGUAGAAAUCCCAAAUGCGAUUACUAUCUUGGUGAGGUUACUAGACUAUCAAAUAAGCAUUUCCAAAUUUUAUUAGGAGAAGACGGAAAUUUAUUGUUAAAGGAUACAUCUACCAAUGGUACUUGGCUAAAUGGAUUAAGGUUAGAAAAGAAUAGAAAUCAGAUAUUAUCUCAAGGUGAUGAAAUAACAGUGGGCGUAGGUGUAGCAUCCGAUGUCAUAUCUUUAGUAUUAUUUGUGAAUGAUAAAUUCUCUGAAUCAUUGAAACAAGCAAAAAUGAAUUUGAUAAAAUCCAAUGCAAAAACUGGUAGAAAUUCUAAACUUCAAUCAGGUGGAAGUAACAACAUGUAUUCGACUGGAAUCUUUAAAGAUUUUUCUAUUAAAGAUGAAGUAGUUGGACAGGGUGCCUUUGCAAUUGUUAAAAAGGCUGUUGAAAGAUCUACAGGGAAGACAUUUGCUGUUAAAAUCAUAAAUAAGAGAAAAGUUAUGGGCAAUAUGGAUGGUGUAACGAGAGAAUUGGAUGUAUUAAGAAAGCUGGAUCACCCAAGAAUCGUCAGACUAAAAGGGUUUUACGAAGAUGAAGAUAGCUACUACCUUUUAAUGGAAUUUGUUUCAGGAGGUGAUUUAAUGGAUUUUGUUGCCGCACACGGUUCAGUAGGUGAAGAUGCAGGCAGAGAAAUAACAAGACAGAUUUUGGAAGCAGUGAAAUAUAUCCACUUACAAGGUAUUAGCCAUAGAGAUCUAAAACCUGACAAUAUAUUGAUAGAACAAGAUGACCCAGUUCUAGUAAAAAUUACAGAUUUUGGUUUAGCUAAAGUUCAGGGAAAUGGUACAUUUAUGAAAACGUUUUGCGGUACCUUGGCAUAUGUAGCACCUGAAGUGAUUGGAGGUAAAAAUUCUGCUGAAGAAAAUGAAGAUCGGAUUGAAUAUUCUUCUCUUGUUGAUAUGUGGUCUAUCGGAUGCCUUGUAUAUGUCAUCCUUACAGGUCAUUUACCUUUCAGUGGAAGCACACAAGACCAACUGUAUAAACAAAUUUGCAGAGGCUCUUACCAUGAAGGUCCUUUAAAAGAUUUCAGAAUAUCCGACGAAGCAAGAGAUUUUAUUGAUUCGUUAUUACAAGUUAGUCCAAAUAAGAGAUUAACAGCAAUAAAGGCGCUGAAUCACCCAUGGAUAAAAAUGGGUACUUAUACGUCACAAUCAUUUGGAAGUGAACUAUCUCAAGUUUCACUUUCACAAUCAUUAUCACAACAAAAGGUCUUAGAAAACAUGGAUGAUGCCCAAUAUGAAUUUAUGAAGGCACGAAAGAAAAUGCAAUACCAAAGACAGCAAGAAGAAGCAGGACUUUCUCAGCUUACUGAAAAUAAACAAGGUAAAUUUAAAGUACCAACUAGAACACCUGUAUUAUUCACCCAAGCGAGAGCAAAUGAAAAUGAAACUACAGGCACUGAUCGAAAUGCACCACAGCGUGUAGUUAAGAAAGGUGACGGUAAGUUUGUGACACUCCAUCCAAUUGAAGGAAGUCUCAUACAGGAAGCUAUUAUUAUCAAACAAGGCAUAAAUCCUUACUUUAUCGGUAGAUCUGAUGAUUGUAACUGUAAUAUAGAGGACAGUAGACUUUCUAGAGUUCAUUGUUUUAUUUUAAAAAAUAGACAUAUUGUAGGUAACAGCAUCUAUGAAUCACCAGCACAAGGUCUAGAUGAUAUUUGGUAUUGUCAUACAGGUUCAAAUAUCAGCUAUAUAAAUAAUGUUAAAGUCCCUCCUGGGUACAAAGUUUUGUUGCAUCAAGGAGAUGAAAUUAAAAUAAUCUGGGAUAAACAUAACAAUUCUACUAUUGGAUUCAAAAUGGAAAUUAACGACACAACAGGUCUAUUCAAUGAUGGUUCAUCUGUAAAGGGUCAUCAAGAAGCAGUCGUAGAACAGAGAGAAGAUGAAAAAACUCUUGUCAAGAGACUAACACAGAUGAUGGCUGUGAAGAGAGCAGAAGAAUCGAGUUCAAUAUCGUCACCUGUACUCCAUUCAACUCCCCAAUCCCAGAAUCUGAAUGAUGCGAAUAGAACUGCUACAAAUAUUUUAAAACGUGUACAUUCUGUAAGUUUGUCACAAUCUCAAACAGAUCCGAAUAAAAAGGUCAAAAGAGCAGUAUUAGAUCCAGCUUCUAAAGAUAAUAACACAUUACAAUUUCUAUAG
Molecule: messenger RNA, 2388 nt
Organism: Vanderwaltozyma polyspora DSM 70294
Lineage: Eukaryota; Fungi; Ascomycota; Saccharomycetes; Saccharomycetales; Saccharomycetaceae
Gene: RAD53
Product: serine/threonine/tyrosine protein kinase RAD53
Exons: 1
Coding region: 1-2388 (795 amino acids)
Biological process (GO): DNA replication initiation; DNA damage checkpoint signaling; protein phosphorylation
Cellular component (GO): nucleus; cytoplasm
Molecular function (GO): protein serine/threonine/tyrosine kinase activity; ATP binding; DNA replication origin binding
Source: RefSeq, a predicted model, not a curated record